Molecule: messenger RNA, 6710 nt
Organism: Strigops habroptila (Kakapo)
Lineage: Eukaryota; Metazoa; Chordata; Aves; Psittaciformes; Psittacidae
Gene: ABI3BP
Product: ABI family member 3 binding protein
Exons: 61
Coding region: 40-5058 (1672 amino acids)
Biological process (GO): extracellular matrix organization; positive regulation of cell-substrate adhesion
Molecular function (GO): protein binding
Source: RefSeq, a predicted model, not a curated record
UGUCAGAAUCAUUCCCAGUGCAAGGUUGGGGUUGUGACCAUGAUGUCAAGAUUGGUUUUUCUCCUUUUCUGUGGAUAUAUUGCACUAAACCUGGGAAAUGCUCAGAAAUUGCCAAGAGUGAAAAGGCAGAGUCUGAAAGUUCAGAUCAAUGCAACAGAUGACACUGUUUGCAUGAGGUAUCUUCGACCAAGUCAAAACACCAAACUAGAAGGUUUUGUCCUGGGUUAUGGAAGCAGCUUCUUUUCUAAUCAGUACAUUCCUUUACCUUCGGAAGGAAAAAACUAUGUAACAGAACUUGAUGCUGAGCCACGGUAUUUGGUUUCGGUAAGACCAGCACGUGUUUCAAGUAACAAGAAAUCUUGUUCAGGUCGGACCAAGAAUCAAAAGCCUCUGCAGCUGGUAGUUGGCACUCUCACCCCAACCUCUGUGUUUCUCUCCUGGGGCAUCCUAGUCAACCCUCAACAUGACUGGACAGCAACAAAUAACUGUGCUAGUGACAGGUUCUACACAGUUCGCUACAGAGAAAAGGGUAAAGACAAGAAAUGGGUUUUUCAGCUUUGCCCAGUUACAGAGACAGUGGUGGACAAUCUGAAGCCAAACACGCUUUAUGAAUUUGGAGUUAAAGACAAUCUAGAAGAUAGUAUUUGGAGCAAGACUUUGAAUCAUAAGACAGUUCUGUCUAGCAAAAAGGUAAACGGACAACUCCAGAAUAUGUACAAGUUGGUACCUAAUUCCCAAACACAGCUUAAGCUGCGUGAUAAUAAGAGGUUGGUCCCUGUCACAAUAAUCAAACAAGUUAUUCAAAAUCGGACUCAGUCAAAAACUUCAGAUAGUUCUUCUCUCCCAGGAGCAAUAUUAGUGCAUCUUAUUGUUCCGGGUCUUAAUGAAACUCAGCAGAAACUUCCCCCUCUCCUGCCAAUAGAUGACAUACCUCAAGCAUCCACAAAAAAAACAGCUAAGAAUGAAACUCGAGUGUGGCCUGCUGAAUCCAAAACACCAGCAGUUCAAGAAAUCUCUCCAGAGUCCCUCCCAGCUCAGGCUGAGAAAAAGCAUGGACCUGAGGAAUUUAAAUCAACGCCUAAACCCAAAUUGGUGCAAACUCAAAACUUACUGGCUUCUAAUGAAAUACAGCCACUUCCUUCUGGAUCCAGAAUCUCUGAUGCUCCAAAAAGUCCAUUGACAGAGCUCGGUAAUUACUUUCUUUCUGUGAAAUCCAUAUCUCUACCUUCUGCAGAAGCCAGAGACAUGGAGAUGGCCUUUGAGGAAACACAGCCUGUUUCUUCAGGAUCCAAAACAUCUGGUACCACAGAAGUGCAACCAACCAGAUCUGCUUCACGUGACUUUCUUCAUGUUACUUCUACUCCCCAAACUUUUACAGCUUCAGAAAUACCAGGCACUGCUGGAGAUACUACUGAGUUGGAAAUAUCCAUGCCCAAAAUUACUACAGACCCUCACUUGUUAGAAGUAGCACUGGAUAAAAUUGAUAAGAUGACUUUAUUUAGUUGUGAAUGGAAGCCUUAUUCUUCAAGAUCCACAACAUCUGGCAUGCCAGAAAUGCCACCAAUCUCAGCUGCAACCCAGAGACCGGACCUGAAGUCCACCUCGUCUGCUUCAUUGAAAACCACACGGACUGUAAAGGCUACUCGAAGACCAAGGCUGAAGUCCACCACUCCUUCCUCCCUGGCAACGCAGCAAACUGUGAUGGUAACUACUCAAGCACCUUUCAAACCUAUUACACCUGGCAACAUUGAAGUGGAAUUGGCUUCUGAUGAAACACAUCUUAUUUCUUCAAGAUCCACAACAUUUACUAUUCCAGAAAUGCCAUUGACAAAAUCUGCUACCCAGGGACCAGGCCUGAAAUUCACAUCUCAUCCCUCCGUGGAAACCAGAGGGAGCACGAUGGGUUUACUUUCAGCUUUUGAUGAAAAGCAGCACAUUUCUUCAGGAUCUGAAACAUCUGGCAUCCAAGAAAUGCCACCAGCUGUACCUGCAACCCAGAGACCGGACCUGAAGUCCACCUCGUCUCCUUCAUUGAAAACCACACGGACUGUAAAGGCUACUCGAAGACCAAGGCUGAAGUCCACCACUCCUUCCUCCCUGGCAACGCAGCAAACUGUGAUGGCUUCACUGGACUCUCAUCAUAUUACUUUCCCAUCCCAAAUAUCUGCAUCUGCAGAAAUAUCAAAAAUACAGACUGUUACAAGUUCAGCUGACCUGGAAAAAUCUGUGUCUCCGCUUUCCGGAACACCUUAUGUGCUAACAACAACUAUGGCUUUCAGUGGUAUUCAGCCUGUUCUUUCAAGCCAUGUGGCACCUAGUAAGCCUGAAGUAGCAGAUGCUAGACCAGCAACAAGUGAAUCCAUUCUGGAAUCUUUCACAUCUAAAACUUCUCGUCCUUUUCAGUGGCCAAGGGUAACAUUAGCUCCAAAAGAAAUACCGCUUGUUCCUUCUAAACUGAAACCAUCUGCUACCCCAGAACCACAGCAUGUGAAACCUGCCCCUAAACCAUCACUUUUGGAGCCUAAAACUUCUCAGACUACUGAAAAACCAAAAGCAACACUAGCUCCUAAAGAGGCAAAACUCAAACCUUCUGCAUCUAAACGUAGACCAUCUGGCAGACCCAAAAAGCCACGAACUAAACCUGCAGCAACCAUUCCGGUGUCAGUCACUACUAGGAGUCCCUACACAUAUGAACGUCCAAAGACUACAGAGGUCUUGGAACCUAUUACACUUAGAAUUGAACCACCAAGGUCAACAAUAGCUCCAAAGGGGACUCAGCGUAUUCCUUCUAUACUUAAAACUUCACCCAAACCUCGUAUGCCACAAGCCAAAGAUGUCCUGAAAUCUGUAACACUUAGAACUGAUCAACUAAAACCAGCAAUAGUUCGAGAAGAAACACAGCAUGUUCCCUCCAAACCUAGGACAUCACCAAGCUCAGAGGUGCCACAAACCAAACCUGUUCUGGAACCAAUUACAUUUAGAACUGAGAAACCAAAGUCAACAGUAGCUCCUAAAGAUACACGUCAUGGGACUUCCAAACCUAAAACAUCACCCAGUCCUCGUGUUCCUCCAACUAGAGCAAGUCCAAAAGAAAGUCGACGAGUCUCUUCCAAGCCUAGAGCAUCACCAGGUCCAGGCAUAAUACACACAAAAACUGUUUUGGCACCUACUAUAUAUACAAUUGAACAACAAAAGACAGCAACAACUCCUAAAGAACCACAACAUACUCCCCUUAAACCUACAGCAGAUUCCAUCCCAGAUGCUCCACGCAGGAAGCCUGAAAUCAUUCCAACCUUCCAUGAACCAGAUACUACUAUGAUUCCGCACAUUCCUGAAAGAACAAAGGCAACGUUGGCUUCAACUGAAAAACAGUUCAUUCAUACCAAACCAAAAACAUCUGAAAAACCAAGAGUGCCACACACCAAACCUGCAAUACAUCAGACAACUCCACAACCAAUUAUUACAAAAUCUUCUGCUACCACCGAGCAUUCAAGGGCAACAAUGGCUCCAAAAGAAACACUGCUCAUUCCUUCCAAACCCAAAACAUCUGUUGGGCCAGAAGUACCACAGACUAAACCUGCUCCAAGAGCAACACACCUGGGAUCGAUUAACCUUAUAACAGUUCAUGUUGUUGAUGGGUCCAAAAUGACUUUGGCUCCACGUGAAACAUACGAGAUUUCACCCAAGCCCAAAACUGCUCUAGCAACUGAAAUUCCACACUUUAGUACAGCACCUCAUAAAACACGUCUCACUUCUGCAAGACCAAAGCCAUCUGAUAAAUCACAGACCAGACCAGCUCUUAGUAGAACCACACUAGCACCACCUAGAACAAAAGCACCUGGACUGCCAAAGUGGAUUGUGCCAACAACAGAUGAUGCAUAUACACCUGAGGAUAUUGCCAGACAAAUUGGCGUGGAUGUAGAAAAACCUUUGGAAUAUAUUGAUACGUGGGAAAAGGCAAUUUCUGUAACCAUACCACCUGGCCCUCAGCAUCCUCCUAUGCCUCCUGUCAAGCCUACACAAAUGCGAAGAAAACCUCUGCCUCCAAACACUGUGACUGGUAAACCAGGGAUUCCAGCUAAACCCGCUGCACCAACAACGCCUGUGAGGACAGGAACGUCAUAUAAGACACCAACAGCUUUUGCAACUCCAGACUAUUAUGUUGAUGCAACUGUCUUCAGCUCAAGUCCUACAUCAGAAACAGAUUCUUCAGGCAAACCAAGGUACCAAGCCCCCCAUGUCAAGUACAUGAAGAAAGAUGAUGAUGUGCCUUGCUCUAUCACAAGCUCUCUUGAACAUUUUCCACAAGAGGAAGCUAGCAGCAAGGAAGAAGCUACUCGUCCUCCACAAAAUCCUCCAACAAACCUCACAGUGGUGACUGUUGAGGGCUGUCCAACUUUCGUCAUACUGGACUGGGAGAAACCAGACAAUGACACUGUUACUGAGUAUGAGGUUGUGUCAACUGAAAAUGGAGCAACUGAUGGUGAAAAGGAGAAAUCGAUUAUCACUACAAAUCAAACCCAUUCUACUGUGGAAAACCUAAAACCCGACACAAGUUAUGAAUUCCACGUGAAACCUAGGAACCCUCUUGGUGAAGGUCCAAGUAGUAAUGUUGUGGCAUUCAGUACUGAAUCAGCGGACCCAAGAGUGAGCGAGCCAAUUUCAAUGGGAAAGGAUGCUAUCUGGACUGAAAUCCCAUUCAAUUCAGACACCUAUUCAGAAUGCAAAGGGAAACAAUACGUAAAGAGGACUUGGUAUAAGAAGUUUGUAGGUGUGCAGCUGUGUAACUCUUUGAGAUACAAGAUAUACCUCAGUGAUUCACUUACAGGAAAGUUUUAUAACAUAGGAGACCAGCGGGGCCAUGGAGAAGAUCACUGCCAGUUCGUAGACUCAUUCUUAGAUGGAAGGACAGGACAGCAAGAAGAUCUACCAGUCAAAGACGGAUUUUUCAGGGCAGUCCGUCAGGAACCUGUCAAAUUUGGAAAAAUAGGCGGGGAGACCCACAUUAACUACGUUCGCUGGUACGAGUGCGGAACAUCGAUCCCUGGGAAAUGGUAGCUGCGAGGUGAACGUGGUGACAAGGCCCAGCACUUCCCACCCGCCCGACUGCCCAGCAUGGGCUCGGAGCCGGCAAUGUCCUCGGUACGCCUGGCACUGCAGUGUGUCUGCUGAUGUGCAAGGGUUUAUACGAGUCUAAUGCCAAUACUGCAUUGUGUACUAGCAUAGGCUGCUUACUGUAUGUAGUUAUCCAGUUUUACAGACCUGUUUUUAGAUUUAAAAAAAUAAAUCCCAGCCAGGCUAGGGCCAUGUUGUAGGAUACUGUAUAGGGAAGCUGGCUCCCUAUUCCUGAGGUAUGGUUUAUAUGGUAUUUUAAAAGAUAUGGUGUGUGUAUUAUUUAUCACAAUGUUGUAAUAAAUGUUUAAGGCACAGUUAUGGCAGAGUUGGUCACAGAAUGCAAUGUGCUUUAGUUCUUAAGUAUUCACUGGUCGUCUUACAACACAAGUGCCAUAAGCUCCCUGUCCGAAUUCAUCUGUCAUAAAUAGAGAAGACCCUACAAUUGUUAACAUCCUGCAACCAGUAAACUUGAAUCGUUGUCUCCUUACCUGUACAGUUUAUACUCCUGCCAAAACGCGGCGGUUGCUCUACGUGCAGCUUUGCAUCAUCAGGUUCGUGGGUUUUCUCCAUGUUACCAAAGGCUCCAGCUCUGGCAGCAGAGUACGCUCAGCCCCUUGCUGCAGAGCUGGACUGCGGUGGGUGGUUGGGUUACCUUAAAGCAGGCAGGUGCCUAUGGGCAGAGUGACAAACAUGGAACUGCUCCCCACGGCUCUGCCUUUUCAUGGGAAUGUAGUUUUCGGAUGCUGAGACUUCCUGGCUCAAAAAGCUGAGUGUAUGUACAGAGGGCUUGGAAAGAGAAGUGAAACGGCAAAAUAAUAAGCUAUUGUUGUUACAGCAUAAUCGGGUUUAUUUAAAACAAGAAAGUGUUCAUUGGGGACAAGGGGGAAAUAGUGAUAACUGAACUUUAAAACUGCUUUACAGUUAAUUAAAACCUCUCCCAAAGCUCCUUGUUGUACUGCUUGACCAUUUACGAACUAAAUAAAGAGAUGUAGGUUUUUUUUUUUUUUAAAGGUGUUAUUCAUUACAUUACUAAUGUAUUGAAAAAAUAUGAACAGGAACAGCCAGAUAUAUAUAUAGUAGAAAUAGUCAUUUAUAGAAAAUGCCUUAUAAAGUACAUUGCAGGUACACUGUACUCCUAAUAAAAUAUUUUUUAAUCAAGUGGUUUUCUUCAGUGUUUUACACGACAAGAAAUGCUAGUUCCUGUGGCAAAUGCUGCUACUUCAGCAAGUAGUUUGUUCUGGACUGUUGUCACCAGCACUUGAGGCAUUAGGGCUGAGGAGAGCACAAACAGCAGGAGGUGCAGCUUACAGGGGAACAGCGAGGUCCUGAAGGCAGGGAUAUAUUCACUCCUUAAUUCCUAAGCUGUCUUUAUGAGAGUUCAAGCAGCUUACUCCAGUUUUGUUUUUUUUCAUUCCCGGCUUCAUUUUAUGUAUGCCUAGAAUCCAUAAGAUGGAAAAUAUUAGCUGGGAGAAUGCUUUGCCCUCUGCUGUCACAUGGACCAUUGAACUUGCUACAGCUCUUGAUCUGCUUUUUCUUGGCUGAGAAUCAAGUCACAAGAACCGCACUCCCAAGUUUUUCUGGGUGGCAAAGAACCU